UAACACGUUAUCCACAAACCACUAAGAUUAGCCUAACCUCGAGGUGGCAGCUCUGCUUGCCACCGUAACAGUUCAAUUUAUUUCACCUGCAUUGCCGCUGCUAAAAUGGCCUCGGCAACCAUGGCUCAAUCACUUAUAAGAUCACCUGCCACCGUUAAAAUUCGCCAUCGCCUUCCCCCGAGGGAAAAUAUAAUUGAAGUACUGGGCAUCACCAGAACCCAAUUAUUUCAUGGACUCAGUAAUACCAGACUUCCUGUCACUUGCUGUAAUAACAACAAUGAGAGGUCCUCCACCAUUUCUGAAGAGGAUUCCCUCUCCAAAAUGGGCAAAAUCAACAAAACCCAAUUGCAAGUGCAGCAGAACGUUAGUCAGUACGAAAGAUUAUUUUCAAAUCUCAAUGAAGUCACACUCAAACGGGACCCUGGGAGCAUGAUCAGUUCAAUAUUAUUAGUGGCGGGCACCACGGUGGGAGCAGGAAUUUUGGCCAUUCCAGCAGUCACACAAGAGGCCGGAUUUUUAGCAUCAGCUGCGACCUGCUUGCUCUGCUGGUUGUAUAUGGUUGUAACAGGACUUUUGGUUGCAGAGGUGAAUGUUAAUACAAUGUGUGAGCUUGGUUCAGGUGGGGUAUCCCUAGUUUCAAUGGCCUUGAGGACACUAGGUAAAGGAGGAGUGCAAGUUGCUUGUUGGUCAUACUUAUUCAUUCAUUAUGCCCUUCUUGUUGCCUAUGUGGCUCGCUCCUCUGAUACAUUAUCAAAUUUCCUUGGCAUUCCAUUAUGGCAAAGUGCCAUAUUGUUUUCGUCAAUAUUUGGAGGGAUAUGCUACUAUGGAAGCCAACGAGUCAUUGGUGCUUUCAAUGGGUUCUUGGUAUUUGGAAUUUUGAUCUCAUUUUCUAUUCUUGUGGGAGCAGCUGCAGAUGACAUAGACUGGAGUUCACUUUUGCAAGCAAAUGUUAAAGCUGUUCCCCAAAGUAUACCCAUUAUUUGUUUAGCUUUUGUAUACCAGAAUGUGGUGCCAGUUCUUUGCACAAAUCUUGAAGGCAAUCUACCAAGAGUAAGGACUGCAAUUGUUGUAGGCACAAGUAUCCCUUUGGCUAUGUUUCUUGUGUGGGAUGCAGUUAUCCUUGGAACUAUUUCGCAUCUCAAUUCAAGUGGAGUUACUGCAGUAGAUCCAUUGCUACAAUUGCGCUCCAUGAAUGGAAUUGUUGGACCAAUUGUGGAAACGUUCUCUUUCCUUGCAAUAGCAACUUCAUACAUUGGCUUUGUAUUAGGCCUUACAGACUUUCUUUCUGAUUUGCUGAAGCUGCCAGCAAGACGGGGAGAGCAACCCCUUUCAUACUUGUUGACUAUUGUUCCUCCUAUAUUUCUCUCGCUAUUAAACCCAGAUAUCUUCUUCAAGGCUUUAGACUUUGCAGGAACAUAUGGAGUUCUGGUGUUAUUUGGAAUUUUGCCUGCUGCAAUGGCAUGGGCAGAGAGGUAUUCAGAGGCAUGCUUAUCUCCUACAGUUCCAACUAUUGUUCCUGGGGGCAGAAUUACUCUUUGUAUUGUGAUUGGAGCAGCAGGUUUUGUCAUAACUUCUGAGCUUCUUGAUAACUUAUUACCUUGAUAAAUCUCAUUCCAAAAACUUAUUUGUUAGAUGUUUAAAAAAGAUUGAUGUCCUUUCCAUUGUGUCAGGCAGAAAGUUUAGAAUCAGUUACCAGAAAAAUCUCUAUGGGCUGUUCAUAUUUAUUCUCUGUUCUCUUCUUGAAUACAAUUCAAUAAUAUAACAUUUCUCGUAUGAUGAAAUGAAUUUGUUUUUUGCAAA
Cryptomeria japonica (Japanese cedar) is the source of this 1800-nucleotide messenger RNA. RefSeq lists its product as uncharacterized. The record is from RefSeq and is a predicted model, not a curated record. Lineage: Eukaryota; Viridiplantae; Streptophyta; Pinopsida; Cupressales; Cupressaceae. The transcript has 14 exons. The coding region runs from base 106 to 1602 and encodes 498 amino acids. Gene Ontology annotation, biological process: amino acid transmembrane transport.